Cannabis sativa is the source of this 2630-nucleotide messenger RNA. RefSeq lists its product as uncharacterized. The transcript has 10 exons. The record is from RefSeq and is a predicted model, not a curated record. NCBI's taxonomy places the organism in Eukaryota, Viridiplantae, Streptophyta, Magnoliopsida, Rosales, Cannabaceae. The coding region runs from base 345 to 2294 and encodes 649 amino acids.
UGCUUUUAUUAUCAUUUUUCUUGUUCUUAUUAGUUGUUUUUAGGGUUCUUAAACUCCUUUGCUACAUCACAGAGGGUAUCGCCACCGGAGCUCGCGAAGAAGAUGUUGCCUUGUCCUAUGUAGAAUUCUGGGAAUCGUUUCUUACUUGUACAAAAGAAGGAAACCACAUUGAGAGAAUUGAAUCAUCAUUGAAAGGAAAAUCUUGUCCAAAUAAUGGAGGAGAGAGUUAUAAAUGCUGGGGUUUCCGCCAUGAAAUAAGAUUACGAGCUCGCGAAGAAGAUUUCACCUCUGUGACAAACCUCCUCGCCGACCCAAGAAGUGACCAAGGAACGUUAAACCAUAAGAUGUCAUCGGGAAAGCGCAAUGUCGAUGAAGAUGACAAGUCAGUUGCUAAGCGCACAAAGGCCUCCGACAAAGGGAAAAAAGUAGUUACCAAUGAGGAACAAAGUAUAAACAACUCACUUGAACGUGCACUGCAACGUCUACUAGAAAAAAAAGCAUCAAUAAUUGCAGGGAAGAUCACUGCAAAAGAAAAGAUUAAGGAGCCAAUAGUAGAGAGUGACAAUGACGAAGAUCGUUGUAGGGUCCAAUGUAGAUGCAGUCCAGAACGAUUAAGAGAAAUUGUGAUCGGUUUGAACGAAGCACAAAAGAAAGUUAUUUCAGAUAUAGGCUUCGGGUCCCUCCUUAAUCAUGAAAUUCCGUCAGUGCGUAGUUCUCUCAUAUGGUACUUGUACAACCAUAUGGAUCUUGAAAAAUUUGAACUAGUCCAACAUGGGGUAAUUUAUCCUUUCACUAUUCAAUCGUUUAAGGAAAUUAUGAAAAUCGAAGAUGGUGGUGAGGACAUCAACUUUGAAGAUUAUGUUGACACUGACAACAAAGUUCGAAAUGAAGUGUGCAACCUCGAAAAAUCCAUUAAGUGCACAGACUUGGUGGAGCUUAUAACCAACUCUGAAGAAGCUGAUGUUUUGUUCGUUGCACGUUUUAUGUUGGUAGCAUUGGGAUCCUUCUUGGUUCCCACAUCUGGAACGUACGUAAGAAAGGAGUACAUAAAUGCACUCUUAGAUGUUGGGCGAAUAAAGAAGUUGAACUGGGCUUCGUUCAUCUUUAAGUUCUUACACGAGAAUCUGAAAGCACAUCAAAAACGACUCAAUAAUUCGAAAGAUAAGGGCAAGGUUCAUUAUCUCCCGGGUUGUACUAUUUACCUUCAAAUAUAUUAUUGGAGCCAUAUAAAAAGGAAGUUGUACACUUCUCCUCGCCUCGGCCUUCCCAUGGCUUACUGGAAUGAGGACCGAGUGAAAGGAAUAUCCUCGUUCAUCUCCAAGAGUGGGGGAUUUGUGAAUGGGAAGAUUAUUCUACACCCGCCUAUGUUCAGGAAGACAUAUGGCCAUACAGAAGACACUUCCAUUCCAUUAUCCAACCAGGGAGGAACCUCAUCCUCUACAUGCUGCAACUGCAUCUUAAGAGAUGAAAUGAAGGAGAGGGAUAAAAAGUUAGACACUACUUGUCAAGAACUACUAAGAUUAUUUGACUCUUUCAAAGCCGACAUCUCUAAGGACAUCGGAAAGGGCUUCGUCACUAUGAAGCAAUGUAUCAUUGACGAGGUUAAGGAAUCUUUUAUUCCAGAGCUUCGUGAAGCUAUAUUACCUGAGGUGAGAAAAUCUGUGACAGCCGAGUUGCAUCAAACAGUGAUGAAAGAGUUGAGGCAGUCCGUGUUAAUGGAGUUGAGGCAAUCUCUACUGAAAGAACUGAUGGAAGUUAUUGAUAAGGACGGGGAGAGAAAUGAUGAGGAGGCCGACAAAGAAAUGAUGGAAGUUAGUGAUAAGGACGGGGAGAGAGAUGAUGAGGAGGCCGACAAAGAAACUAGCUCGAUGAGCACUUCAAAUGAGGAUCAGUUUGAAAAUGAAAACACGAGAAAUUUGGAGUUUGACAACCCGCCUACCAACAAUCAAUAUGAGGUUGGCCCUGUGGAUUUGACAAUGGUAGAAGACAUCGGUCAUGAAGGUGAAUGCACCUCGGCCAUCAAAGUUCUCCUUGCUUCAAACGCGUAUCAAAAGACCGAAAAAAGAUUCCACUCAAGCAAGGAAUUGUAUGUGGACACUUUCCACUUGAAGGAGCCAGCAAGCGAGAUUGAAUUUAAGCUGGCAAUGUUCGUUUUCGGAAAAAAUUUUGAUAAAGGGUACCCUUUUGUGAAAUUUCAAAAACUUGAACUUUUUCGGCAACAACUACUGUGCUUGAAGCCUGGAAUGGAAAUAACUGAUUCAGUAAAUGUCUUCAUUAAUAUUUAUCUGUUCUAAGCAUUAUUAGAAGAAAAAAAAAAAUACUACGAAGAGAUUAUGCUUAGUGGCAUGUUGAUUUGUGCAAGUUAUUAGUUGCUACGCACACUUAUUGACGCUGAAAGAACGUGAAGCAGCCCCAGAUGGAGUACCGAAAUAUUGGUUUAUGCCUUGUCGGGUCUCUCAUGAAAAUCUUGGGUUGUCAUGCUCUGUUAGCACUUGGGCAAGACAACAAAAUUGGAGGGAUCUAUUUUACGGCAAGUUGGCAAAAACUGAACAUAUGUGUGUCCCGGUCAUAUGCAAAACUAAAACUCCCCACUGGUUCAUGUGUGACAUAGACAUGUUGGCGAGUAAGGC